Messenger RNA from Pectinophora gossypiella (pink bollworm), 962 nucleotides. RefSeq lists its product as uncharacterized. The transcript is spliced from 4 exons. The record is from RefSeq and is a predicted model, not a curated record. Bases 50 to 928 code for a protein of 292 amino acids. Gene Ontology annotation, cellular component: mitochondrion. Lineage: Eukaryota; Metazoa; Arthropoda; Insecta; Lepidoptera; Gelechiidae.
AACUGUUGCAUAAAAUACUAUUGUAACAUAGCAGAAUUUUCACAUCAAGAUGUACAAAGUGUAUUCGAAACCGAGUAACUACUAUAAUGGGUCAAAAUACUUCGCAAACACUUUUUUUGGAGGAAAAGGAAACAAUCCAGUUGAUAAAACAUUGCAUAUUUCGUCCAUAUAUAAAUUUCCUCAAGUUGCAGCACUCAAGCUCCCUACUAAUGUCAUUGAUAUCAAUUCUUCAGAGAUGGGUAGAUUUUCUCCUCUAAGAGAAAGAGAUAUAUCAGGACCGGUUAUAAACUCUUUCUAUGAGAAACAGAGUCAAAAAUAUCCCAAUAUAGAUAUUACUGUGCAAGCAGAUCCCCAUGUGAAUAAAUAUGACUGUCGUGGAGCAGUGAGCCUGUCAUCUUCAAUGCAAAGCAAUGUGCCCAGCCCAUUUAGUGGUAACCAUACACAUCUUAACAUGCCGGGCUCUCAGUGGGGGCAGGGGUACAAGUACUUGUCUGACCAUUUGCACAGCGCUCAUUACUUAACUCUGAGGAAUGAAUAUCGCAGCAAUAUGACCAACAAAAUUCUAACAAUUGGAAUCAGAAAUAUCAGUACAGAGGCUAAAACUAAAUUGACCUCUAAGGAGAAAUUGAAAAGAGCUGUCAAAGAAUAUGGCACAACAGUGAUAGUGUUCCAUGUUGCUAUAUCUAUUUUCUCUUUGGGUGGAUGUUAUAUUCUUAUAAAUAGUUUUGACGUCAAUGUAAUGGAUAUCCUGAACAAAAUCAAUAUCAAUGUAGGAUCUGUUACACAAGGAUUACAAACAGAAGCAGGAACAUUUGUUUUAGCAUAUGCAGUACAUAAGUGUCUCGCUCCAAUUAGAAUAGCUAUAACAUUAACAGCUACGCCAUUUAUUGUUCGAUAUUUAAGAAUAAGAAAAAGUGGGCCUAAGUAGAGUGGUGGUGGGAAUUAAAUAUUUACUUAAUAAA